AUGGAUAUCGGUUGCUUCACGGCGGCGCAGCGCCUCUCGUGCCACAACAUGAAUGCGGAUUUAAUGAAGAAGCCCGCCGCCGAAGGAGCCCAGCAAGCCGGGGCUCCGGUGGCCAAAGCCGGCCGCGCUAAAUCAGAGCCUGGUAAACCGGAGCUUGCGCAGGUGGUAACCGACGCCAAGACUGGUCGCUCGUACAGUAAAGGAAAGCUUUUGGGAAAGGGUGGCUUUGCCCGAUGCUACGAAAUGACAGACCUGUCGAGCAACAAAAUGUUCGCCGUCAAGGUGAUUCCACAGAGCAGGGUGUCCAAACCGCACCAGAGGGAGAAGAUCACCAAUGAGAUCGAACUGCAUAAAACACUGUCGCACAAGCACGUGGUGAAGUUCUCUCAUUAUUUCGAGGACCAGGAUAAUAUCUACAUAUUCCUCGAGCUCUGCAGUCGCAAGUCGCUGGCCCACAUUUGGAAGGCAAGACACACGCUGACAGAGCCUGAAGUGCGAUAUUACCUCAGACAGAUCAUAUCUGGUCUCAAGUAUCUACACAGUAAAGGCAUCCUGCACAGAGAUCUCAAACUAGGCAACUUCUUUGUGAAUGAAAACAUGGAGCUGCGACUGGGAGACUUUGGCCUUGCCGCCAAGCUGGAGACUGUCGAGCAGAGAAAAAAGACCAUUUGCGGAACCCCCAACUACUUGGCACCCGAGGUGCUCAACAGACAAGGUCACGGCACAGAGUCGGAUGUUUGGUCCCUUGGAUGUGUUAUGUACACGCUGAUGUGCGGCAACCCUCCUUUUGAGACACUUGACCUGAAAGAGACUUACAAAUGCAUCAAGGAAGUUCGCUACAACCUGCCUUCUGGGCUCUCGCCCGCCGCGCAGAAACUCAUUUCAAGCAUCCUACAAAAAAGCCCCAGCGACAGACUCACCCUGGAUCAAAUCCUUAACCACGAAUUUUUCACCAAAGGUUUCACACCCGACAAACUUCCCCCCAACAGCUGUGUCACUGUGCCUGAGCUCCACCCACCUAGCCCAGCCAAGAAAUUCUUCACCAAAAUGGCCAAGAGCUUCUUCGGCAAGAAGAAAGCCAAAGUGGAGAAGGCGCCUUGUGAGGAGAAAGAGGACAAAGAUAUUUCCAAGCUGGUGUCUGGAAUCGUCAAGUGCUCCAUCAACCGCCAGAUCAGCUACAAAACGGUCGGCCCUAAUGAGGUACCCUCCCCCACUGGUCAGCUAGUGAGCUCAGUUCCGCUGGAGCAGACCCCCGCUGAGGAGGAAUCCAGGAAGUCUAUCUCGCGCUCCUUCAAGGGCACUAUGGCCAGCAGCUCUGAACCAUGCGAGGAUGUCGUCACACCGUCCGCUGUGGCUGAAUCGGCCAUGAAAGUUCUCAAUGGCUGCUUGGCCAACAUGCCUGCAGCCACUAGAAACCCACCGUGCCUGGCUAGGCCCCAGUCCUUCCUGUGGGUCACCAAAUGGGUGGACUACUCCAAUAAAUACGGUUUUGGCUACCAACUGUCAGACCAAAGCAUCGGCGUGCUCUUCAACGAGGGAACGCACCUCAGCCUGUGUGAUCAACGCAAGACGGUCCACUACUGCUUGACCAACAACAAGCACUUUAGCUUCCCUGCCAGUUCUCUACCUGAGCAGCUUCGGAGCCAGAAACAAAUUGUGGAGCUCAUGGCAAACUACAUGGAACAAAAUCUCAUGGAGGGUGGUGAUAUUCACUGUCAUGAACAAGUUCCUGGGCCUCCUCCUCUCCUGCUUCAGUGGGUGAAGACCGACCAUGCGCUUGUCAUGCUGUUCAACAAUGGAACCCUCCAGGUGAACUUCUACACAGACCACACGAAGAUCAUCCUAUCAAAGUCUGUCGACUCGUACCUACUGACCUACAUCAGCCGUGAGCGUGUGUCCUACACGUACCUCCUGAGCACACUGAACGAGACUGGCUGCACAGCGGAGCUGCGUCACCGCCUCAGAUACGUGCUCCACCUUCUCCAGCACCAUGCUGACGCUUGA
This is a messenger RNA of Nerophis lumbriciformis (worm pipefish), 2004 nucleotides long. The record is from RefSeq and is a predicted model, not a curated record. NCBI's taxonomy places the organism in Eukaryota, Metazoa, Chordata, Actinopteri, Syngnathiformes, Syngnathidae.